CGCAAAUUCCCUAAGCUCCAUGUUGCCAUGGCGACGUUGGAGCUGCAUUGCGACGGCCCUGUGCUCGGCCUGGCAUACGCGCCGGAGGCCAAUGUGCUCCUCAGCUGCACCUCCCGCCAGCUGGCGGCUUGGGAGUGCUCGACCGGCCAGUGCCUGCGGGGGAUGCAGAGCCGCAGCGUCUUGCAGGCGUUGACUUACGCCUCACACCUGCAGUGCGCAAUUGUGGGUGGCCGGGAUGGCAGCAUCCUGGUGUGGGACAUCAACACUGGUGCAGCAAGGCGAGAGAUGAGUUGUGGCAGCGCUGUGUCCUGCUUGGACUAUGCCCUGUCCUUGAAGGCAGUGGUGUCCGGGGAGGAGAACGGCACGGUGGUGCUUUGGGACCUCACCCGGGGCGUGCAGCUGGCGGUGAUUUGGUGCCAUGCCAUGGUUCACUGCCUCUCGUAUUGGUUCAUCCCCCCGUACAUCCGGGACAUCCCGCAUUUGGACAACGGGGAGAUCCUGCAGAAGCUGAUCCCCGCCACGGAGAACGGCACCAUGGGCCGGGCCAUCGUCACCGGGGAUUCCGCCUUCAAGGUGACGGUCUGGGACAUGGAGACAUGCAAAGCCAAGAAGGUCCUCCACUGCCAAAGCCACGUCUUGGCUUUGGCGACCUCCCCCUUCCUGGGCUUGGUGGCUGCCGGUGAGGCGAAUGGUCAUGUGACGAUUUGGGAUGUGGAAAUUGAGCAGGUGCUGCACCGUUUGGAGGGCGGCGGUUUGCGUGGCCUGACCUUCGUGUCCCUCGAGGAGGUGCAGACGCUGAUGGCGGCGGAAUCCAUGCGCCUUGUGUCCUGGGACAUCGACACCGGCCAGUUCCGGUCCCGGCGACUCCCACGGGGCAUCCACUGCGCCACUUGCCUCUGCGAGAUCAAGGCGGAAGAGGGCUGUCGCCUCGCGCUGGGCGACAGCGCGGGGCUGGUGACGCUGCUGCCGCACCAGGAGGCCACCAGAGGCUUCGACGCCAAGCGUGCCGGGGACGGGGUGCGGCUCCGGAGCUGCCUGCGGACCUAGGACCUAGGAGCUGAGCGCUGACAAGGCCAAGUCGGAACCAGCAAGUCGGAC
Effrenium voratum is the source of this 1098-nucleotide messenger RNA. The record is from the annotation of a GenBank genome assembly. NCBI's taxonomy places the organism in Eukaryota, Dinophyceae, Suessiales, Symbiodiniaceae.